Molecule: messenger RNA, 1583 nt
Organism: Salpingoeca rosetta
Lineage: Eukaryota; Choanoflagellata; Craspedida; Salpingoecidae
Exons: 14
Coding region: 108-1583 (491 amino acids)
Cellular component (GO): mRNA cleavage and polyadenylation specificity factor complex
Molecular function (GO): RNA binding
Source: RefSeq, a predicted model, not a curated record
GAAAAAAAUUCUUUUAUUUUGGCCUCUUUUUUUGGCAUAAAAAAGUGUGGGCGCAGCGUCAGCAGAAAAAGUGCUGACUGCCAAGAAGGAGAACGACAGCGGCAGAGAUGAGCAGCAGCAGCGACGAUGACCUCUACGCAGUGGAGGAUGAUGCCACUGGCACCGCGCCAGAAGCCGCAGCCACUGGUGCUGGCGCCACAGACACCAAACAGGUGGAGGACGAUGACACCAUCGACCUUACUCCCGCCGCCAUUCCCGGUCACGAAGACGACGAUGAAGACAGCAGUGAUGAGGAGGUGUACGAAGACACGGCCAACGUGACCAUCAUCAAGGGCGGCACUGAGGAACCAGCCACGACUCAGGCAUGGGGUGCCACAAAACCCGACCAACCAGCACAGCCUCAAGCACAGCAACAACAACAACAACAGCAGCAGCAGCAGCCGGCGCAGCCUUCGACGCAAGCAUCCGCGCCACAACCCAUCCCGACAAAGCCCAUUGGUGACGGCUACACGUCCCAGCGGCCUACCAAGAGGUUCAACCUCAACCCCACAGCAAUGUACAAAGGCGUGAACAUCCUCGAUUUGCAGCUGGAGAGCUUGCCCGAGAAGCCAUGGCGCGAACCAGGCGCUGACAUUUCCGACUACUUCAACUACGGGUUUGAUGAGGAGACGUGGAAGGAGUACGCAAAGAAGCAAAUUGAGAUGCGCCAGGCAGCAGAGGCCAUUCGCAACGGCAGCAAAGACCAGCAGCAACAGCAACGCUCACAACAGCAACAGCAGCAGCAGCAGCAGCAGCGGCAGCAGCAGCAACAAAACCCUGUGCCGCCACAAAUGAGCAUGCAAAUGCCUCAAGGAAUGUUUCCACCUGCUCCACCGCCACAUAUGAUGCCGCCACACAUGAUGCAAGGAGGAAUGCCCUUCCGGCCCGGAAUGCCGCCAAACAUGCAUCCGCCGCCACCCAUGUCCAUGGGCUACCGGAUGGAUCGCCCGCCAAUGCCGCCGCCGCCAGGAAUGCCGCCAUCGGCACCAGGGAUGCGGCCGCCCCUGAUACCUGGCGGCGCCGGCGGGGACAUGGCACCAGAGAGCAGCGAAUACGACCGGGAGCGCAGCGCCGGCAGCAGAGACACCGACAGAGACAGAGACAGGGACGGGUAUGGGGAGCGAGACCACGACAGAGAGCGGCAUGGCAGGGAGAGGGACAGGGAGCGUGAGUCAAGUAGCAGAGACAGACGUGACCGCGACCGUGACCGCGACCGUGAUCGUGAUCGUGAAGGAUCUGAGCGCCGGCACCACCGCCACCGCCACGAGCGGGAGCACCGCGGCAGCAGCAGCAGCAGCGUCACUGCUGGGGGCGGCGGCGGUGGUGGUGGGGAUGAAGGGCAUCCAUAUGAGUACCAGCACGCGUACCCACACCCGCACCAUCACCACCACCCGUCGCACCAUCGCGGGGAGCGUGGGCGAGACCGCUCCUCGAGAGACCGCGACGACCGCGACGACCGCAGGCGCCCGACGCGGCGCCACCACGAUGACAACAGAAAACGUGUGCAUGAGUACCGCCAGGGCGCAGUGUGGCGGCGACGGUGA